Messenger RNA from Ciona intestinalis (vase tunicate), 3389 nucleotides. Lineage: Eukaryota; Metazoa; Chordata; Ascidiacea; Phlebobranchia; Cionidae. The record is from RefSeq and is a predicted model, not a curated record.
ACAGAAAAGUAGCAGUUGCGCAGAUUUUGAAAUGAGGAAUUUUAAUAUCAGAAACGAAGUUACUACGGUAUACACCACGGGUCGCUUAAAAUAUUACUAGUUAAAUUUACAUGUUUAAUGUCAGCUGUAGAUAGUAUAUUAAAGAAGUAUGACAUACGACGUUAUUUUACGCAGAGCAGUUUUUCCAUAAAAAAGCUAAUACGUAAGAUAUUGUACUGUGACGUACGUUACGUCAUUUUGCGUCAACGUAUCACAGCAAAACACAAAUAGUUUAUUUCUUACGUAGCGCACGAGGGGAAACGGAAGUAGGAAGCUACUACACAAGGAGCACGAAAUUCGUGACUCUUGUUUAAGCGUUGGCUACUUUUAAAUAACACAUGUAGGCUACUGCUUGUAAAAGGUUGGGUAAUCUCAUUUAAAAGCAGGUUAUGCUAAUUGCAUUUCGAUUAGCCCUUUAAAAUGAGUUGCAAAUGUGCAGCAAAAUGUAUAGAGCAAAGAUAAAGGGUCAUUCCUUUAUCAUAUAUUGUGUCGUGCUGUUGGUAUUUUUGCAUAACUGGUGUUUUGGUGAGCUAAGUUUCGACAGUACAGAGCACAUACGGCAGUCAAUAAAACAUAUACGUGACGACGUACUAGGAGUAUCAACGUUCCAGCAACACAUCAGCGACUCCGCGAACUUUCAAACAGUUUCACUUGACAGCCGUACCAUCGUAACCGACGUUGCAGACAGCAUCAGCGUUAAGUUUCGGGAUCGUGCCGAUGCCGUUUUAAGGCUCCAGAAAGAAAUCCGGGCAGGAUACGUUGCCAAAUCAUGGAAACUAUGGAACAAAUGCUGCGAAAUACCAGAACCUGGACCCUCUGACUUGAAGGUGAACCAUGGCACAUUAUGUAGCAUUGAGUCUCUCACUGCAUCGAAAAAAGAUCAAACUCCAACAAACAAUUUCCUCCGUGCAGCGCAGAGGAACAAGGAUCUGCAUCCAGGAUUAAAAUGGCAAUACUUUGGAAGCGAAUUUGGUGUUUUCACCCAAUUUCCUGCAAGUCACAUUUCAUCCUGCAACAGUUCAUAUGACAAUCGUUACAGACCAUGGUAUGUCCAAGCUAGCACCCCAAAACCCAAAGAUGUGAUUAUCGCCAUAGAUGUAUCUGGAUCUAUGAUUAUUAAUAACAGAAUUGGAGCAGCAAUUGACGCAGCAACAACUGUCCUAAACACACUGAGUCCUAAUGAUCGUGUUACUGUGAUAACUUUUUCAGAUGAUGCAAAAUCACUUGGCGCAGUGCACUGUAUGAAAGCAUCAGCUCAGCCUACUAGGUCAUCUCUCUGCUUUAACAAUAUGAUGGCUAGUGCAACACCACACAAUAUACACCACUUGGUUGGCCUAGUUAAACAGAUAAAACCCCACGGCGACACAUACUAUGUGACUGCAUUGAAACUCUCAUUUGAUUUUUUGGAAAGUGCCUACAAGUGGGAUUUAAUAAAUUCGUCAAACAGUUUUACAAAAGACAAAGUGGCCAAAUCUCGCGAUCGAGUAAUAUUAUUUCUUUCCGACGGAGUCCCUUCCGAUUCACCAUUUCGUAUUUUCAAAUUAAUCAAGCUUCGAAACUUAGCCAUGCAAAACAGCGUCGUCCUACUAUGCUAUGAACUUGGAAAAGGAACUUUUGGUCCAGCACUCAAAUUAAUGGCAUCUCAAAAUUUCACUUUUCAUGGUUUGAAAAUAAACCCUUCCAUUUGUGAGGAAUGUGACCCUCCUGUUCCGGGGGUCUUUCAUAAAGUAGUUGAAACGAAACACCUACGUUCAGCUAUGGGCUCAUACUACAGUUUCUUCUCCCACCAUAAGAAUAAUGUUGCUUCAACAGGCGAUUCUGUUGUUUGGAGUGUCCCUUAUUUUGAUGCAGGUGGUCUAGGCAUGGUGAUGACCGCUGCUUCAACUGUGAUUAUUGAUGGGACUUUGGUAGGUGUUGUUGGUGUAGACCUCACCAUGCAUGAACUGGUAGCGGAUGUUACUUACUUUAGCAUUGGAGCAAAUAUUGGAUAUGCGUUCUUACUAAGCUUAGAUGGCAAGGUCCUAAUGCAUCCUCUGCUACCAGCACCUUCUGCAGUCAGUGAUGAUACAGUUAUUACUGGCAUUGAAGCCUUUGAAAGAAGCCCAGAAGUUCUUAAGUUUCUCCACUCAAUACUUAAUGAUGUCAGUAAUAAUAAAGUAGAAGGAAGUGGGGGCGUUGACGAGGUUUACUAUGGAGUGUUUAACAUGACGCAUAUGCUUCCUACAGGUCACAAAGACGUUAUGCUCCACAAUGUUAUAUCAUCAUUAUCUUGCUCAAUUGUAAAAAAAACAAAGUUUAUUUUAUGCGUUGUGAUGGGAGUCAACGUAACAUCGUUUACUGAUCUUGCCCCUCAACAAGUUCCACCGGACUUCACUUUCUUAUACCACAGGUUUGAUCUCGUACCACCAAGCGGGCACUCUAUCGUAUCCACACAGAUGAUCACUCCUAACAAAAGCAGUGUUGUAUUUGCUCCAUCUGCAUUUGUGGAUAGUGGAAGCUAUUUAGAAUACCCGGAGUCAACAGCAACAAUGCAGAGCUACCAGCAUUUUAUUUUAACCGGUGACUACUUUGGUUCACCUGCCACUCAACUUAAAUCAUCCAUUCGUUCAAAUGUAUUGGUGUCAUGGGUUCUAGAUAAAAUUUGGAUGCAAUCCACAUUUAACCACCCAGAUAAACACAUAAUAUGGAGGUACUUUGCAUCUGAAAGUGGAAUGUUUCGUAUCCUACCUGGUGUACAAAUGAAUAAAUUGUACGAACCAACACACAGACCUUGGUAUGACUUGGCAAUUGGACUUUUAAUGGAAGAAUACAACAACCACAACUUCGUGUUUAAUCCUGAUGACAUGUUAGCUGCCAUAUCCCCUCCAUACACUGAUGCCAGCACCGGUAACAUUAUUGUGACCAUAAGUAGAGCUAUAGUGGAACCCAUACUUAACCAUUCACACAAUAUGAAUCACCUGCCCCAUGUAUUAGGGGUCAUGGGUGCUGAUAUUUCACUCCGGUAUUUUGAAAGUCUUUUAUUUCAAGCCGUACCGGAAUGUUCAAGUGGGGCUGGUUAUUGUAUUGUGGUAGAUACAUCAGGUUAUGUUAUUUAUGAUCACCCACUUGUAUCAAUGGAGGUAAAUGCAGUGGAACUUGCUAGGAAUUCCAACUACCAUCUUAUUCAUGGACAUCCCAAUGUAGCUUCCAUACUCAUCAAUAAAAAGAUUUUGGUUCGACAACAAUGUAUUGAUGUGGCAGCUUUAGCUUUCAGGGAAAGUUAUUUAAUCAAUAGGAGCCAUAUUGCUGAGAGUUCUGGUGGUUUACAUUUUGGUGUACCAAGUAAAACUUUACAUUUCUAUACUGCCUAG